CUUCCGCGGACUGUUUUUAUUUAUUUCUUUGUUUCAUGUGCAUAAAACAACAACAAUGGUGGAUAAUUGAAGAAGUGUGAACAUUAGGAUGAGCGAAUGACAUUUCCACUUACAGUUACCAGACCGAUAUCACAGGUGAAUCAACAGGGGGAGGAUGAAGCGGCGCAAUGCGGACUGCAGCAAACUCCGACGGCCGUUAAAACGGAACCGAAUCACCGAGGGUAUAUAUAGCAGUACGUUCCUGUACCUGAAGUUCCUGGUGGUCUGGGUGUUAGUUCUCCUGGCUGACUUUGUUUUGGAGUUCAGAUUUGAGUACCUGUGGCCAUUCUGGCUUUUCAUUCGAAGUGUCUACGACUCCUUCAGAUAUCAGGGGCUGGCAUUCUCUGUGUUCUUCGUAUGUGUGGCGUUUACAUCAGACAUCAUCUGCCUCCUUUUUAUCCCUGUCCAGUGGCUGUUUUUUGCUGCCAGCACCUAUGUAUGGGUUCAGUAUGUGUGGCACACAGAUAGAGGGGUUUGUCUGCCAACUCUGUCACUGUGGAUCCUGUUUGUGUACAUCGAAGCUGCCAUACGGUUUAAAGAUCUGAAGAACUUUCAUGUAGACCUAUGUCGACCCUUUGCUGCUCAUUGUAUCGGCUAUCCGGUGGUAACUUUGGGCUUCGGCUUUAAGAGCUACGUCAGCUACAAAAUGCGACUGAGGAAACAAAAAGAAGUGCAAAAGGAGAAUGAAUUCUACAUGCAGCUGCUACAGCAGGCUUUGCCGCCAGAGCAACAGAUGCUGCAGAGACAAGAGAGGGAGGCAGAAGAGGCUGCUUUAGCUAAAGGGGUCCAGGAGGUAGAACCCUCAGUAAUAUCCCAAAAUGGAGCACCUCCUGGAAAGAAAGGUACCUCAGUCCCAUUACCAGAACUGGAAUACCGGGAAAAAGGGAAGGACAGUACAGCAAAAGAGCGUGAGAGUAAAAAACAGAACAUGAUUGGAAUCAAUAACAACAGUAUUAUGCACACACUGGACUCCAAACUACCGGAGACAGAGUACAUUGAGAACUACGUUGGCGCCAAGAGACUGAAUAAUGAUCUGGCAGGAGAAAACACACAUGCAGAUACCAACAUACACUCUGCUGCGAAAGAGGAGACUGGGGGGACAGGAAAGAACUACAAAAAUGCCAGCGGAGGUGGAAGCACCAUUUCCAACUCAUCUCCACGAAAUCACAGUUCUACAAAUGGCAGUGUGCCGCCGGGCUCCUCGACCAGUAAGACUGAGAAGAAGCAGAAAGGGGCAGGGAAGGGUCAGAAGGACCCGGUGGAAAACUGCAUCCCCAACAACCAGCUGGGCAAGCCGGAUGCGCUAAUACGGCUGGAGCAGGAUGUGAAGCGCUUGAAGGCAGAUCUUCAGGCUAACAGGCAGUUGGAGUCUGAGCUGCGGGGACAGCUUUCCUCGCUGAGCAGCCAGGACCGCAGCCUUCGCUCUGAACUUGGCCAGCUGCGCCAGGACAACGAGCUACUACAGAACAAGCUCCACAGUUCUGUCCAGGCUAAGCAGAAGGAUAAGCAGACCAUCUCCCAGCUAGAGAAGCGGCUGAAGGUCGAGCAGGAGGCUCGGGCCCUGGCUGAGAAACAGCUGGCUGAAGAGAGAAAGAGGAAGAAGAUAGAGGAAGCCACUGCUGCCAGAGCCGUAGCUUUGGCUGCUGCCACCAGAGUUGAGUCCACUGAUUCUCUGCGUGGUCGUAUUAGAGAGCUGGAGACAGAGUUUAAGAAGCUCAGCAUGGACAUGAAAGUUAAAGAGGAGCAGAUUAGGGACCUUGAGGGCAAGUGCCAGGAGCUGCGAAAGUAUAAAGAAAAUGAGAAGGACACCGAGGUGUUGAUGUCUGCGCUGUCAGCCAUGCAGGAGAAGACCCAGCACCUGGAGAACAGUCUGAGUGCUGAAACCAGGAUCAAGCUGGACCUCUUCUCCGCCCUGGGUGACGCCAAGAGGCAGCUAGAGAUAGCACAAGGCCAGAUCCACCAGAGGGAGCAGGAGAUUGCAGAGCUGAAGCAGAAGAUAGCAGAGGUGAUGGCGGUGAUGCCCAGCCUGUCCUACUCGCCAGACGGCAGCAGUCUCAGCCCCGUCACCCCGCACUACUCCUCCAAGUUCAUGGACAGUAGUCCCUCCUCUUUGGACCCCAACGCCUCAGUCUACCAGCCCCUCAAAAAGUGACUCUGACAGCCACACUUCAUGUCACAAUGAACUUUAUCUCUUUCUCAAGCUUUCUGUUCCAGUUUGAGCCUUUUUUUUCUGAGUUAACAGCUCCUGACAGUUUUGCACUCUAAUUUACCACACACAGUGCACAAAGCCCCUCCAUGCAUAUCUGUUUGAGUCCUUUUUUUGGUUCUAUUAUGAGAACUAUUAUUCAGAGGUGGUCGCCGUACAGUAUGAUGUUUUUCGUUGGGUUUUGGGAUUUAGCCAUUCGACGGUGUGAUCAGUUUGUAGGGGGGUGACAACACGGUGUGUUAGCCAAAUGUCAAAUGCAGAGCCAUCAUGCAUUGCUUUAUGUUGGUCUUCUUUUGGUGUAGAGUAAAACCCCCCAGAGCCAUAUUAUUUCCCAGAGCGAGCUGAUCCCAAGAUCUUUACUUCAAAAGACUGCUUUAGUGAUGGUAUGUGAUAAGGCUGGAGACAUGUUUCAGUUCUGAUAGGAACUGGAAACCCACCUGUAAAGUAAAGCCCUGUGAGAGAUACAUGAAAAUAAAACGAUUCAUGUUUCCUUAGCACUAUUAACUUAAAUCAGUGAUUGUUUUGUAAAGCUUCAGUUCAGUUACGACAGUGUACAUUUCUUCUAAAACGGUGAUAUUGAACUUUUGCCGUGUUCCUCAGAUACUAUUUAUUCUCCUAAUGCUGGAGUAGUGCAUUCUCCAUGAUUACUAGUAAGUGGAUGAUGCAGCUGUAGUUUUAUCCUAAAACAAACUGAGCUGUUGAGAUUCGACCUGGCACUGCCAAAAUUUUCCAUCUAUGUUCACCUGUUUUUCCUUUCGCGCUCUCCUUCUGGACCAAAUUCGAACCCACUAGGCCAUAUUGUUCACUGGAUUUAAUGAUGUCGAGGUAACCGGUCGUUACCAUUAUUUGCAGAUUUUACAGUGCCUUGUUGUUUCUCUUUUUUGAGAUGCAGAAACCACAUACUUUGCAACCCUGGGAUCUAAAAGCAUCAAGUUUUAAAAGCCUCAACAUCAUCUUUUUUUCCUCGCUUUAAUAUGGCAGUUUUUAUUUUUUUUACAGCAUCAUUCCUAGUCAGUAUUCUGAAGAGGCACCUCAGACAUAUUUAUUCUGUUUUGCAGCUAAUUGAUCACAGUCCUACAGGCUUAGAGGAAAAACAUAACAGUGGACAUUGUGCAUGUGAUUUCAUGGUGACACAAUCUUGGUAUGCCAAACAACAGCCAAACUGAUUGUGUGUUAUCAUGCCCUAGAGUUGGCAUUUAGUUGUUUACAACAAUGUAAAUUAACUGAGGAAUGUUUUCUUUGUUUAUUUGAUUUCAGUUCUUAAGUGCCAAGUGUUGAUGUUCGGUUUCCAUCCAUACUUUGAUCGAUGUAGCUAGCCUAAUGUUUGCAGAGGAGUGCUUUUUUGUCAUUAUAACAUAUUUGAAUGGCGUGUUUACAAGAUUCUGGUCUUGGUGAAGAGGCAGGUGGUCAGCUGAACUAACUGUGUUAUUUACACAUUUAUUUAUUUGUUGACCAUUUAUUCUGUGGCACCUUCUUGAUAUUUCCCACCAUAUUCAGUUGAUUUCCUAUAUUUUCUGCCAGGAAGGAUUCUGUAAAUGUGUUGUGUUGGGAAAAGGUUACCCCUGAACCAUUUGACCAUGUUGUGCUGUCAUGUGGCCUAUACCUGGAGAAUCAGUAUUUUUUGUGGAUCGCUCUGACGUGUUAAAUUGAGUUCUCAAGUUGCUUUUAUAAAUGGGUGUAGAAAGAAGGGAAGGUGACAAAGUGUUUUGCUUUAUCUUUUCAUUGUUCCACCAUGUUUAUUUUCUUUAUUCAAAGUGAUGGUGGCUGUGUUACACUUUUCACUUUGACCAUCACUAUUAAAGAAAGUCUUGCUGGUGGCAGUGCAAGCUGUUAAAAUUG
Molecule: messenger RNA, 4084 nt
Organism: Betta splendens (Siamese fighting fish)
Lineage: Eukaryota; Metazoa; Chordata; Actinopteri; Anabantiformes; Osphronemidae
Gene: maco1a
Product: macoilin 1a
Exons: 11
Coding region: 155-2191 (678 amino acids)
Biological process (GO): neuronal signal transduction
Cellular component (GO): rough endoplasmic reticulum membrane
Source: RefSeq, a predicted model, not a curated record